This is a messenger RNA of Acanthamoeba castellanii str. Neff, 687 nucleotides long. RefSeq lists its product as uncharacterized. The transcript has a single exon. NCBI's taxonomy places the organism in Eukaryota, Discosea, Longamoebia, Acanthamoebidae. Bases 1 to 687 code for a protein of 228 amino acids. The record is from RefSeq and is a predicted model, not a curated record.
AUGGAGAAGUUGACCACCGGGUCCAUCCGGCCAUUGUGCUUCGUCUUCCUCGUUCUCGCCAUGUUUGUGGCCUGGGCGACAGAUGCUACCGCCACCCCCUCCGCCACCCCGUCCACCAGCCCCAACCCGUGCGUGGGCCUCCUGGCCCAGCCCUUGGCCCGGGCCGAGCUCGACGCCAUCUACGGCGUGCGCAGCACCCUCUUUGACACGGGCCGCCGCCCGCCGACCAUUGGCGACCUCGCCCGGGGCAACCGCGCCGCCCUGUGCGAGCUCUACGUCAACGAGGCCUCGCUCGACACCAACUACCAGACCCGCAGGACUGCAGCCGCCGACCCGACACUGAUCCGGGCGCGCUACCCAGUGUCCAACAACCUGGCCUGCCCAUUCAUGAAGACCUACGCCGAGCUCAACUACACGACCGGCACCGUGGGCGAGGCGGUGACCUACUGGCGUGAGAACUACGCCGACCUGCUCGACGAGGCGUCGGCCUUCGGUGUGGCGGCGUGGGCGCGGCCGAGCGACGGGCCGGAGGAGGUGGGGCUGCUGGUCACCGUCGUGCGUAUCGUCAACAGACGGACCCACUGCCCGCCCGACGUACUUCCGGAGUGGUAUGUCAAGAGGCACACCGAUGGGAAUGACGACGAGGACGAAGUCGAAGAGAACGCAGAAGAGACAGCCAGCGAGUAA